Oncorhynchus nerka (sockeye salmon) is the source of this 3291-nucleotide messenger RNA. Its product is annotated as zinc finger and BTB domain-containing protein 18-like. Gene Ontology annotation, biological process: regulation of transcription by RNA polymerase II. The record is from RefSeq and is a predicted model, not a curated record. Gene Ontology annotation, cellular component: PcG protein complex; transcription regulator complex; chromatin. The transcript has 3 exons. NCBI's taxonomy places the organism in Eukaryota, Metazoa, Chordata, Actinopteri, Salmoniformes, Salmonidae. Gene Ontology annotation, molecular function: DNA-binding transcription factor activity, RNA polymerase II-specific; RNA polymerase II cis-regulatory region sequence-specific DNA binding. Bases 1 to 1692 code for a protein of 563 amino acids.
AUGGUUUUUCACACUCAAAUAGCCUCCAUCAUGGAGGUUCUAGCGAAUGCAGCUGUGGCAGAGAUCUGUAAAGUCGUAGACGACGACUAUGCAGUGUUUCGUUUGGAAAUAACUCAAAACCAGAAAGAAAACAGGACAUUGCGGAGGAAACUACAGCUAUUGGAACUGAAGGUGGUACGGGAGCGCGCAGAGAGGACAAUUAGAGAGCGUGUCCGCGCCAGUCGUCCCAGUAGUGUCAAGAUCCUCGACCAAUACAGAGGAAUGGCAAGAGGUGAAGGUCAUCUCACUGGAGGCCACAUGAGCUUUGUGAAGCCAGCGGGACACAAUACAUGGAGAGAUGACCAACCAAUCACUGUUGAUGAGGGAAGUGGAUCUUCAACCCAGCAUGUUAUUGUGAUAGAGUCUGCAGAUGCAGAGGCUUCUGGUUCUGGAGGAUCAUCUCUGGUCAAACAGGACAGGACUGAAGGAGACGACCCACGGCACAGCAGAGAUAUGAAGCUGGAGACUGGAGCAGCGGCUGGCGUGGCGCCCCUUGUAGCCACGGAGGACCUCGCCACCAUGACCCAUCCAAGGACCCGACGCAGCAUCACGGAGGUCAAUGGAACGCUGGACGCUGUCCUCAAGUCAGAGACAGACACCAAGACUUUAACUGUAACACACAGGCUAUUACACACUAGAUCUGACCACAGGUCAGACCCAGAGAGACUGGGGCGGAGGCGACUGAGCUGUUCUCUUGCUCCCGGCUCAGAGUAUUUACUUUACGGUAACCCGAGCCCGAGGACGGUUCAUUCCCAUCGAGACUCAGGUUACGCGUUAGAGACGGGAAAUGAUCCGUCUUGUUCCUACACAACAGAGAUGGACCCUGACAACAUGCCCUUGGAUUUAGAAACACAGAUUGAUCAGUCUAGAGGGGACUGGAAUCGGUACAGUAGUAGUGUAUACUCUGAAGGGUGCCUAGAUAAGAAAGGGGAGGUUAUAGUGGUAGAUGAGGUGAAAGUGGAGGGCGACGCUCCUCUGACAUGGAAUGUAGACGAUACUCACUUAGGGGAAGGACACUCACAGGGCAGAGAUUUGUUAGAUUACAGGGAAAGCUUAGAGACAAAUCCAAGCAUCGAGACCCACUCCCCUUUACAUGCGCUUAGGGAUCGCGACCCAGUGUCCAAGUCGAUGGACCAUUCCGAUUCACACAUUCUUUUUGAUCAGGUUUUGAACUCAAAUGACCAAGGGGCCAAGGUUUUGGGAGGUGAAGCAAGCAGUAGUAAAGAGAAGCGGUUCCUCUGCAUGUUCUGUAACAAAGGCUUCAGCUGCCUCCAGAAGGUGGAGAUCCAUCAGAGGGUCCACACAGGGGUGAAACCCUUCAGCUGUACCCAGUGUCACAUGCGUUUCACCGAGGCUGGUAAACUGAAGAGGCACCAGAGGGUCCACACAGGGGAGAAACCCUUCAGCUGUACCCAGUGUCAGAUGCGCUUCGCCCAGGCUGGGCACCUGAAGAGGCACCAGAGGGUCCACACAGGGGAGAAACCCUACAGCUGCCCCCAGUGUCACAUGCGCUUCGCCCAGGCUAGCAACCUGAAGAUGCACCUGAAGGUCCACACGGGAGAACGGCCGUUUGCCUGUACACACUGCGGGAAGAAGUUCUCAGAGAGGAGCUACCUCAGGAUACACCAGCAGAAAAACCAUUCCACUCUGUAACAUAGAAAGUAACCAUUCCACUUGAUCGCUUCUGACAUGUAGAUCAAAUGCUGCAUUAAAGUCAAAGAUUCAUUUUCAUUGUUGUCAGCAGAAAAUAUCCGCAGAUGCAUUUUUAAAAAUGUAUUUUACCUUUAUUGAACUAGGCAAGUCAGUUAAGAACAAAUUCUUAUUUUCAAUGACGGCCUAGGAACAGUGGGUUAACUGCCUUGUUCAGGGGCAGAACGACAGAUUUGUACCUUGUCAGCUCGGGGUUUGAACUUGCAACCUCCCGGUUACUGGUCCAACACUCUAACCACUAGGCUACCCUGCCGCCCCAUUUGGAAUAACGAGUAAUACAGAGGGGUUGGGUUAAAUGCGGAAGACAUUUCAGUUGAAGGCAUUCAGUUGUACAACUGACUUGGUAUUCCCUUUCCAUAAUAUAUUUCAGUGUUGAAUAUUCCUGGGUUGAAUAAUGCAUCCAGGCAUUUUGUGAUCUACAAGCCUUAAAAGUCUGUUGUAUAUUGUGUUUGUACUGUGUAAGCGAUGUGUUUAUAAAUGCCUAUUUCAUUACUUCCAACUACUUCAUGAGAAAAUGAAUGCAGUUUUAUCAAGUUCAUACAUAUUUUUUGUUGACAUGCAUGUGUGGUUUUUAUAUGGAGUAUUUAACACUUAAAUACACGUAACCAUAUACAGUUUGAAAAUGGCAAGAGUUGGGCACUAAUAAGCAAACAUUGGAACGUGGUAGCUGUAUAACACUGAAUGGGUAAGCGCUGUAUGGGUUUUGACUGAGGGAAAUGCAGUAAAUUAAGAUGGCUCAAUGUUUAUGAUCACUAUGUUUGAUGUACAGUUACAAGAUGUCAUGUCGUCAUACCCUGGCUUCUUCUGAACAGACCGAGCCUGUUUGUUUAUUGUGAAGAAAACUCACUGCUGAACAUGCACCUGAAUGCACUCAUGACUCCCUUCGAUGCGCACCAAAAUUACGAUCCGUUUCUCUGAAUUACCUUGUGAAAGCCUAACAUUGUAAGAUCAUAUUUUAUAACUUAGCCAGUCAUGUUUGCAAUAGAACAAGCUUUCAGAUUAUGCCCACUUUACCCAGAUUGCGAUUUAUAAUGGACUGUUUUUGGAUUGCGUAAACGACAGUAAUUUGGUGGCGGGGAUGCAGGGUUGUGUUCUGAACAGAACAACUACACAUGUGUUUGCUUCCUCAACGGCACAGCUAUUUUCUACAUUGUAGAAUAAUAGUGAAGAUGUCAAAACUAUGAAAUAACACAUAUGGAAUCAUGUAGUAACCAAAAAAGUGUUAAAGAUUCUUCAAAGUAGCCACUCUUUGCAUUGAUGACAACUUUGCACAGCUUUGCAAUCGUUUUUUCACCUUAAGUAACCUAUCUUAUGUUACCAUACCAACAUAACAUAUCAUACUAAUUUGAGUGACCUGGAUUUACUUUAACUCUGUUAUGUCUGGUCUAUGAGGCCAGUCUGGAGAUUGAUACCAUUUCAAAGCUUACAAACAUGGUUGUCAAACUAUUUUAUAAUUUCUUGAAAAAAAGUUAUGAAAAUUGUAAUUUUCUUAAUCUUUAACGUCAAUUAUCUAAAAUGCGUAUAAACCAAUUUUUAAAAUUA